This is a messenger RNA of Adineta steineri, 1134 nucleotides long. NCBI's taxonomy places the organism in Eukaryota, Metazoa, Rotifera, Eurotatoria, Adinetida, Adinetidae. The record is from the annotation of a GenBank genome assembly.
AUGCUUGCUGCUAUACAUUACCGUAUUUGUCAAUCGUUUAAUAUUCUUCAAGCAACUAUUGUACGUCUUACAUUUUGUAUACACAAUAUAAUAGCAACAUAUUUUCUUUAUGAUGAUAUUAAAGAUUAUUGGUGUUUACUUAAUUUAUGUGGAACAAUUUUUAUAUUAAUUGAACUUGUUGUUACAAUUAUUGAACGACAAGGACUUGAACCAAAAUGGUUUUCACCUUCAUUUCUUAUUUUUAUUCUUACAUCGAUGCCAUCUUUAUGGUUACUUGAAAUGCGUCGUGUUGCUCAUCGACGAUUAAGUUUUAAUCAAAAUAAUAAUAUUACAAAUACAGCACCAUUCGAUCAAUUGAUACUUCGCAUGGGUAAUGAUGAAUUUGAUUAUAGUCAUGCACUACCAUAUAAUGUUUUAAAGACAACGUUUCAAAUGAAUGUUAAUUUAGAUACGAAAAUUAUGGGUCUUGAAUUAUCACUUCUUCUUCUAAUUGUUAUUGGUCGUUGGGUAUUACCAAAAGGUAUAACAAGUCGUUCAAAUUUAUCUCAACUUCUUCUAGUUUAUAUGUCAAUUGCAUCGGAUAUUGUUGAUUUAUUAACAAUAUUUAAUGAAGAUCAUGUUCUUGCUUCACAACGUAUGUUAUUUGCAACAUUAAUUGUUUUAUCAUGGUCAUUAUUACAAUUUGCUACAAAUAUGUCAGCAGCUGGUAAAAAUAAUCGUUCAACACAUUCAGAUAGUUUUCGUAAUAGUGCAAAGAAACGUCGUCGUCGAGGAAUGUUUCUUUUGUAUCCAAUGCAACGUUUAUUUGAAAAUGAUGCAUGGUAUUUAUAUGAAUUAAAUUUAAUGAGUUGUUCAGCAACACAAUUAGCUUUACGUCUUGUUGCUGUGAUUAAAUUUGAUGUUCAUAGUUAUUCAACAUUAUUUUUUACAUGUAAAAAUGGUAUUAUUCUAUUUUUACAAUUUUAUCGUCUUAUUGCCGUAUUAACUGAACAUGAUAGUUAUGAUGUUGGAUCAUUAUAUCAAACAACAUCAAAUACUGAUCCACAAAUACAAACAGUUGCUAGUAGUAUAAAAAUAAAAAAUGAAUAUAGUUCAAAAUUAUCAACACAAGAAGAUAUAUCAUUAACUAUGUAA